AUGGUCGACGGGUUAAGCACUCAAGAAGCACUAAGACGACUGAGAGGGAUGUUGAGAAGUUUUCCAAUUCAGUUUUCUCAUGAUGGUGACUCAAGAUGGUCCAUGAAGAAAGUGUUCAGCUUUCCUUGUCACGAAUUGCUCCUCAUUUUCUUCUACCUCUUCUCAGUCGCAUCCUUAACACCAGCAUUACUCACACUUUGGAUUUCUUUCAAGUGCUUCGGUGAUGAUUUUUAUCUUUUAUUCUCUAUGGCUGUGAUUCUCUCGGUUACUUCAUUUCUCCUCCAUCGAAGACGCAUCUCUGUCCAGCGCGAGGCCCGGCGUAAUAUCACUGCUCUGUGUGAUGAUAUUGAUCGGAUGCUGGUGGCCGAUUUGAUUACUUUCCAAAAAUUAUUUUAUCCACAAUUUGAUAUUCCACCUGGCUUGAGUUCAUCAUUCCAUUGGGUUGUCCGGGAUGGACACCCCACAAUCCUACCGAUAUCACUUAUCGUCGAUGGAGAUGUGUUGCUUCUCAGACCGGGACAAGUUGUUCUAAUUCAUUGCGUUUUAAUGGAACCACCAGAGAAUACUUCUAAUUUAACCCCUGGAACUGCUUACACUCCAUCUCUAGAAGAUGUUUCAACUUCCUCGGUUCGAAAUGUGUCAGCUACUCCCUUGACCUUUCCUGCCAAAGCGGUUGUCACGAGAGCCCCCUUUCAGGAUUUCGUGGAGCAAUAUCACUCAUUUCAAAGUCGGAAAAGCCGUCUACACCACUCCAACCUUUAUUCCUUCACCAACACAGUCUUGAAGGUUUCCGUCCUCUUGAAGCUAAUUUUGCUUGCGUCCUAUCUUGCCGUGUCUGCCCUUUUUGUUCUGAUGAUAAAUCGUCACAACUUCUCCAUCGGCGUGUGUGCCUUGCUUGCCACAAGUUUCCUCCGUUCACUGGGCCGUUUCACAUUCAUCUUGUCUAGUCUCGGAUUCACGCUGACUUGGUUGUGUGCUCUGGCAACUGUUACCACCGGCUGGGAACGACUGCAUCAAGCGAUACGAUCUGGUCCACUAUGGUGUUACGGCAGCCUUGACUCUAUCCCCUCUUCUCGUCUGUCAAGUGUAAGCUUGGCGUCCGUGGGUUACAGUUCAAAGAGAGCCGUGUAUCAGACUCAUUGGAUUUCACUGGAGCAGUUCAAGAUUUUCUGGCACAAUCUGUUUAUCUCACCGAAUCCGAAUUUGGAACGCAUGCUGAUCACGUUGGGUGCGGUGAGCUCGGUUUGCUGCGUCGAUCAACACGGUAUCCUCAGCCAACCGGUUCCCGCCCCCGAAAAAAUCUUUUUCUUCCAUAGACAUCGUCGUCAUCAUCGUCCUAAUCGCCAUCCCCACCAUCAGUACAGGCAUCCAGACAACGAACCUUCGCAGCCAGUUAACUGCAAUGCCGACGCACCGGAUCUCCUGCGUCGUGACGAGCAUAGCACAUCUGGUCGUCAUCUUGGGUUUCAAGAUCACGAAGUUUAUAGCUCAAUGCAUUCCUCCUCGUCGAUCGGUGCGAUAAAGAUAACAUCACCUUGUGACCAACAAAAUUGUCUCCUAGACAGUAUUUCCAGCGAUCACGACCCCAUGCAGGAUUCACCAACUUCUCUUCUGUCUCCAGUUGUGCUGAAUUUGCGCCCCGAUAGUUAUUGGCCGUACCUACCACACUUUGAACAGCCCCGCUGGACGCGGUAUAUUUCUUCUCUGAAACCAAUUGGAUUGUCCGCUAUGCUGAACAACUGCCAUUCAGUUGUUGGACGGUCCCGUGCCGCGGUCACUGAUCGUUUGCGGCUGUGUGCGACGAGCGCGGACGUUGCCUCAUCAGAAGGUUUCAGCAUUCUUCCAUUCUGUCUUUGCGGAUUGGCUCGUCAGAUAGGGUUUCGUCCAACUGCCAUGAGCGAUUUCACCUUACACGGUUGUGUCGGCCUGUAUCGGCUUGGCGCUGCUUUUGGGUACCCCUGUUCGCUUCCUAAAACCCGCAUCCCCUGUGAAGGACCUGAAGUGGGCGAUGUACUGCCAGAUUGCCAUUCUGCGAAUGCGUCGUCUAACACACACACGUUGAACAGCUGCUUUGCGACCAUCCAUCACGUCCCUUCCUCCACCGGCAGUUAUCAGUUAAUGUCCCAAGGCUCAGGCAACAUGUUAGUUUCGUUAUGUUCCGAUCUGUGGGACGGACGUGACGUCUGUCCCAUGCAGAAUGCCGAACGCUGUGCAUUGUUGGACUUCUAUAAUCGCAAUGCAUCUGCAGCGUUUUGUAUGGGUUUCUCCUACGUCCCACUUUUAACUCGGCCAUUGCUUGCACCUUACACCGAACUGCAUCCGAACGAUGUGGAAAGUCAGUCGAUUUGUGACACUGUACUCCUACGGCUUCCACAGGAAGAUGAUACCUCUCCAACUGAUAACAGUCCCUCAGUGGAGCUACAUGCCCCCCUAUCGCAAGGCAACUGCACAAGACCUGCAAGCAUUCAACUUCCCAUAGAUUCGGCUACCAGAUCACCAGAAGCAAUUUCGCCACCUUUGCUGCUUAAACAUCCAAUUGCAUCAGACAGUGAUGAUCCCUCUUCUGUGCACUUGACCCUGUGUGGGAAUGCUGCGAAACGCUUGUCAUUCCCUUGUCCCGGAGUACCAGGGCGACUUACUCCUCACCGUUGGGCAGUCUCGUUUCGAUCUAGCGGUGGAUUUCACCACGCAAAAACACAGCCCCCGAAUGAUGUGCCCGUGGAGCCCCGCCCCAAGGACGCAUCUCAAACCAACGGCACCAGCUCAGAGCACACUUCUGAUCCGACCGAUUUGAAGCCACUUUUUCGUGGCCACAUCUUCCUCGGUCUUGUCAGUCUACAGUAUCCUGUCAACUACAGCGUAGUGGAUUCCAUCCGACGCUUGGACCAAGCAUGCGUUCGCUUCGUCUACUUCUCACGAGAAAAUGAAUUACGCAGCAGAGUGUUCGCCGAACGUCUUGGACUGGAAUGUGGAUGGAAUUGUCACAUUUCAUUGGCUACUCCUGCUUCAGAGAGCCAUCGAGACAAGUCACGUAAAUGCGUCCCUUCUUCCGAGGACGACGCCCGUUUAUCGAGCACAGAAGCGCAUCUGGGACAACAAGACUCAACAAGGCCUGCGCGCGACUUCCCGUGCGGAGACAAAUAUGCCCACUUAAAUCGAUCAGCAUCAUUCCCCAUGCCCCAUGCUCCUCAUGUCACUGCGGAACGAGUUCACAACUCGCGCGGCAUAUCUGAUUUGCCCUCCCUUAACGCGCACGAUACAAAUACUGACCGAAUAUCCCAAGAUUCUUUCGCUGGAAUCGGUUCCCUGUCAAAUAACAACAUGGUUGGCACUGAGAGCCUUUAUAUCCACAAUCCCAGCGUCAAAGUUAACGGAUCGGACAUCUCGAGAUCCUCUCGUUCUCCUUCCAUUUCUGCACCUGCAAACGCUUCCUGUGCCACUGCGGCCCCCGUCGCCUUCAGCAGUAGUAGCAGUAGCGAUUCGAGUAGCAGUGUAACCCGCAGCGCCCAAGAUUCGGGGCUUAGACUUUCUGAUUAUGUGACCGAUAACAAGUCUCGUCUUCCUUGUGGCAUCGAGAACAUUCGACCUCACUUGGACCACGUGGACAAUGUUCCAUUGCAAGUAUCCCUCUUCACGGAUUGCGUUCCGGAGUCCACCCGUGAAAUGAUUGCCAUCUUACGAGAGUACGGAGAGAUUGUGUGUGCCGUCGCCAAUUGCUACUCCAUCGAUAGUGCACGCUUGUUGGCCGAAGGAGAUGUGGCCAUCGCAGCCCGUCCCAUAUUACCGCAGCCAUGCACCAUUUUCACCGAGCGGUCUUCAAACGGUCUGAGUCGAUUGAGCCAGUGCUCCGUCCGUCAGGCACCCUUGUCUUCGAGAACGUUCAAACCAUCCGGUUGGCGGUCAUUUAUUCCUUGCAUUCCGAAUGCCAAACGUUGGAGCUCUUCAGAUCCAGAUUCCGUCCCACUUGCUAACUUUGGUGCGGAUUUGGGCAAACAGCGCCCACAUUUCCCUGUGGCCUCGGCACUAGAUUUCGCAUCUCGCCUUUUGCAGCUGCUUUGCCCGUGGGUCAUGGAUAUGGAGACUGAAGGGUUUCGGGUUUACGAAUGGAUACAUGAAGCGCGUAAUAGCGUGAACAACCUGUUUUUGGUUCUCACACUUGACCUCAUGAUACCACUGGCGGCCAGUGUACUGCAACUGAUGCUUCAGCUCGUGGGACUGCCUGCGGUUUCCUUCAUCCUUCGGGGUGCAAACGACACUGUUGCCGUCUUGUGGCUUCCUUUGGAGUACGCACGCGUUCGGCUCGUCCCGGUGCUCGAUGCGGACUUGCAGCAACAUUCUGGUGCCAUUUUGGCGUCCAUUCCCCAGGAACUUCGUUUCUGGUCCAUCGCUUAUAUGCCCGGCUACGGAGUUGGACAGCUGAUUUGGCUUGUGUUAUUCAUUACUCCUAUUCUAAGCCUAUCACUACUGGAUCGUCAAGUCGAGCGGGCUCGCCCACUUCGCGAACCUCCACGGAAACGCGGAACGGCAUUGGACCGGAAGAAAGUGUUCUCGAGUGUGCUGGUUACCGUCGCUCGCUUCGUACCAUCUCUGAUCGUCUGCCUUGUGUGCACUUUGGGGCAUUUUUUACUCGCUCCCGGUUUUGAUGAAUGUGCUGCUCGGCCUGCAAAUCAGUCGUUGCCUUCGAACGUGUCAACAGCUGUCUCCCAUUCAAUUGAACUCCUUCCUGCAUGUCUUGUCAGGUUGUCCGUGCUCCUUGACACUACACAAGAUGUCGUUUUCACACAAUUUAUUAUUUAUAUUGUUUUGAUUUCAUUCACAUACGCCAACUACGGACAAGCUUUGUGGAAGUUCCGAUGGACUAGCAAUCCCACAUGGUGCGUUGUCGCCCUGUUCAUCAUAAUACUCCAGUUGGUGUACCUUUCUGUUCGCUGCUUUCGCUGGGAUCCCCUGGGACAAACACGUGCUUACGACACGCUCUCCAUUGAAUUUGUCGUUCUGGCUAUGGUUUGGUGUCCCUUGGUGCUUGCGCUCAAUGAACUGGUGGCCUCCAAGGAGAGGAAGCUCAUACUGUCAGAGCAUCGCUUGGCAAGACUGUAUUUUGGCACCAAACUCGGCAUGUACUCACCGGUCUGA
Dicrocoelium dendriticum is the source of this 5133-nucleotide messenger RNA. The record is from the annotation of a GenBank genome assembly. Lineage: Eukaryota; Metazoa; Platyhelminthes; Trematoda; Plagiorchiida; Dicrocoeliidae.